AUGCUUGGGGAUGAGAUUGAGCUGGAUAUUGAUGAGAUGGAUGUCGAGACACAGUGGGAGCUUGAUCGAUUCGUCACCAACUGCAACAAAGCGCUCAAGAAGAGUCAACGGGCUGCGAUGACGAAUGGUGGCAUUGCUGAUAUAACCGAUCCAGUUGUGGCUGAGGACAGUAUUGUGCCAGUGAAUGGCAUUGACCAGCAGGCGUUGUUCUUGGUUGCAGCUAGAGGAUGUGAGAAUUUGCUUCUCAUGUUGGCUUGUUUGUUUUCUUGUUCACAGGAGAGUGAGAACCCUGUGAAGAGUACCACAAUGGCCGAGCAGGUGGAUGAGUAUAUAGAUAUUGGAGAUGAGAUGCCAACAGCCACUUACCAAUCAAUGGAGAUUGAGAAGGAUGCUGAGGUUGCUAUUGGCUCUGGUGGUUCCGGCAGCGGCUCAUCGUCCACUGGUUCUGAGUCGGGGAGCUCAGGGGAUAGUGCCUCGGGAGUUGGCAAUGCUCAUUCUUUGGUGUAGGGGAGGUUAUUUUAAUAGUAACAUUUGAGUACUUGGAAGAUGUGAGUUCUUCUUGGCCUUGGGUGAUUCGAGUAGAGCUAGAGGAAGCUGUAAGUAUUUUGUAAGUUGUUUCUGAGACGUGUGUGCAUGCUUGGGGUUUAGUUGACUAGUUAGUAUUGAUAACGGAAUGGCUUUGUGGGUAAUCUGGUAGCACAUACUUAGUAUAGAUAACGGAAUAGUUUUGUGGGUAAUCUGGUAGCACAGCUGGACCAUGUAUAUAUAAGCAGGUGGUG
Molecule: messenger RNA, 779 nt
Organism: Phragmites australis (common reed)
Lineage: Eukaryota; Viridiplantae; Streptophyta; Magnoliopsida; Poales; Poaceae
Product: transcription factor GTE2-like
Exons: 3
Coding region: 1-507 (168 amino acids)
Source: RefSeq, a predicted model, not a curated record